AUGGAACAACGGAGUAGGUUGGUUUUCGUAUCAGAUUUUGUUCUAUCUUUCAUGUGGGUAUGUUCUGGUGUUGUCGUUCGGUUAAUCGUCUUCAAAAUUCUGGGUUUUUCUCAUACCCAUGUUGCUGAGAUUGUGAAGCUUUUGUUUUCCAUAGCCAACAUGUUCUUCUUUGCUCUGCUUUCCAAGGUUUCUCGUGGUGGGGUUUAUAAUCCUCUCACUGUUUUGGCUGAUGCUAUCUCUGGGGAUUUUCGGAACUUUCUUUUUUGUGUUGGUUCUAGAAUUCCUGCUCAGGUGUUUGGAUCUAUUGUUGGAGUUAAAUUUCUUAUAUACACCAUUCCCGAAGUAGGACAGGGUCCGCGUUUGAAUGUUGACAUUCAUCAAGGAUCACUAACAGAAGGAUUACUAACAUUUGUAAUUGUAAGCAUUUCACUUGGGCUCGCCGCAACAAAAAUCCAAGGAAAUUUCUUCAUGAAGACUUGGAUUUCCAGUCUCUCCAAGUUAACACUUCAUAUACUCGGUUCUGAUCUCACCGGUGGUUGUAUGAACCCCGCAGCUGUGAUGGGAUGGGCUUAUGCUCGAGGGGAUCACAUAACAAAAGAGCACCUCCUUGUUUACUGGCUUGCUCCCAUAGAGGGAACUAUUUUUGCAGUGUGGAUAUUCAAAUGGCUUUUCCAGCCUGUUAACAAAGAUAAAACAGGCUCGAAAAGAAAAUCAGAUUGA
This is a messenger RNA of Vicia faba (fava bean), 720 nucleotides long. NCBI's taxonomy places the organism in Eukaryota, Viridiplantae, Streptophyta, Magnoliopsida, Fabales, Fabaceae. The record is from the annotation of a GenBank genome assembly.